Ruditapes philippinarum (Manila clam) is the source of this 3545-nucleotide messenger RNA. RefSeq lists its product as uncharacterized. Lineage: Eukaryota; Metazoa; Mollusca; Bivalvia; Venerida; Veneridae. The record is from RefSeq and is a predicted model, not a curated record. The coding region runs from base 159 to 614 and encodes 151 amino acids. The transcript has 3 exons.
CAGAGACUGAGCACGACUUAGAAAUUGUUGAUAAGAAACAUUCAUUAGAAGAGAUUGAGCAGGAAUUGGAAAUUGUUGACAAAGAACUGGCAAUAGAGGAGAAUGAUCAUGACUCGGAAAUUAUUGAUGAAGAACAGCCACAAGAUAAGAAAAUACAUAUGGAGGAAACAGCAGUGAUCGCAAUUGAAGAAGUGUCAGAUUCAUUAAAGGAAAGUAUGAAUGUAGCUAAUAUAGAUCUUCUCAGUUCUUCUGAUGAACAGGAGGACUUUAGAGAUGCCAAUCAAGAUAAUGUGGUAGUGUCUACAGCUGUCACAGAAUCUAGUGAAGUUGAUGCAGUAGAGCAUGAUACUGAAAUAACUGACAUUGAUUGUCAUUCUGAUAAGAAUUCUCUUGAUAGUGACCCAGAAACAGGAGAUGGUCAGUUUGUAGCGGAUGCAAAGAAAACAGACCCUCCGAUAUCAGACGUAGGUGAAGGCGAGAGUGAGAAAGAGGAGUAUGAAGAUGCCCAUGAGGCAGAUAACGCAUCGGAUCUGAAAACUUCACCGGAACUCUCACAGUCGACCGCUGAUAACGACUCAUUUUAUGACGCAGACGAAGAUCGCAAACAAGAAUAAAGUCUUGUAAUUUCGAUAACUAUUUGCUAAAAAAAUAGAAAAAAAGUUUAGUUUUCGUUCAAUUUGCUUUUGUGUUCUAUCAUUGUUAUAAAUGAUGGGAUAAUUUACCAGAAGUUUCGCAUAAUUCAGUUUGCUUGAUGGUUAGGAAAUGUUAUAUUAACCAUUUAACCACCGGAACAUUUGCGUUAAAAGGAGUUUGUAGUUUUUCAUGUAGAUUCUAUGUUUUUUUUGUUACUAUAGUUAUCAUGUGUUUUGCACUCAAAAAUACUUGUUUGCCUGAAAUCUAUAGCGCUUCAUUUUAUGCAAUACUGUCCACAUAUUUUCUUGUCUGUAAGUACAUGUAAAGUUUGCAAUAUGAUAAUGAAGUGUUCAACAUUUUUAAGGAAAGAUUUUCUAAAUGUGUUUUCAUUUACAAUAGCGAUAUUAACUUUCAGUGAUGUAAAAAACAUUUCAAUAUGUUAGGCACUUGUAAAAUCGGAAAUAAAUAGGAUGUUUAAUUCAGAAAAAGCAAAACUGUGUUUCAUAAUAUUUUUGGAAUUGAUUUAGAGCAUGUUAAAUGCUUAUUUUAAAAAAGCAGCUUUGAAUGUUGAAUGAUUUGUCAUAACUGUAGCAGAAUGUAAACAAAGUAGUAUUUUGUCUUCCAUACAAAAUGCUAAAUAUUAUUAAUAAUAGCUCAGUUGGUUAAAACAAAAGGUGAUUCAGCUAUAUGACCACUUUCUACUGUUACGGAAACUUAAAAUAAAAAAUAUAAAGCUUUUAAAAUGAAAUAACAGCAUAUUUUGGGUUUAAUGGACCUUCAAAGCAAAUUUUUUUUGUAUAUUUUGGUUAAAUUAACAGAUUUUUUUUAGCCUUCCAAGUUCAUGACCAUAAAAGUGAUAGGAAUAUGUAGAAAAUAGACUGAAUUAUAAAAUGAUGGUGAUUUUAAGGCAUUGUGUCAUUGGAGUUUUCAGACUAAAUUGAAAAAACGCAAAUUAUUGCCCUUUUGUUUACAAUGUCAUUUUUACACUGUAAACACAGAAGAAAUUUCAGCAGAAAGAUGCGCUCUUGGUAUUUUGGCGUUAAAUGAAACAAACAAAUGACAAGCAAAAGUGGGGCAUAUUUGUUUUAUGGACAAAUUUUUAGAUUUCAGUUGGGACAGCUUAUUUUUCAUAACAAAAUGUGGCUUUUAUGUACAAAAGUUAAGAAAGAAAGCUUUAGUAAAUGUAUUAAGAAGUUACUGGAAAUUAAGUAGUUUGUUUAGCUCUGGAAUAUAUUGCAAUCAAUGUUGAAAGAUUCGCUUUAUAGGCCUUACUAGUGUUUUGUACAUAGGUAUUUAAUGCAUUGUUUUACAAGUUGUUUUUGUUGAUUUUCAUGGUAACAAGGUUUUUUAUGCAGAGUGUUAAGUGCUACAUGGCUUUUGGUCUCGCCUGUUUCCCUUUUUAUUGGAUAUACAUGUAUAAAUUGUACCUUUAUCACUGCAAAUGAAUAUUAAGAAGUAAUCCCUAUGUAAAAGAUGGACCUUACAUACAUUUAGGUAACCUGUGGCUUCAAAUAAACUGUUUGGCUUGGAGUGAUAAUGUAUUUAAUCAAAUUCUUGUUAAUGUAAUGUCGGGUAGACAUUAUGUGAGAGACAUGUUUGUAAUUUGGAUUGUUACUGCCUUCAGUAUUUUACAGGUACAUAUUUAGAUAGUUAUAAGGUUGUUUAACAAAUGGAAAAAAAAACAACUAGUCUGAGUAAAAUGUAUUUAUACUGCCCCAAACAACAAAAACGACCUCAGUGACCGGUGAAAAAGCUAUAAAGCUUGCAAGCUUUGGUUUCGUUCAUAAGCUCACCAGAGAAAAACCCCAGGAUAUAACAAAAUGUGAUCAUUUACUGUCCUUCUGACCUGUUUCUCAAAACUUGUUCAUUAGUUAGUAGAUACCUUACAAAAUUUCAAAAUAUUGCUAUACAAAACUUGUGUUGCACUGAAAAACAAAUUAAACCUGGUAGACUGUUUGCAGUUAUAAUGUUUGUCAUUUUCAAAGUUUUUAUUUAUAGGAUUCGUCUAAUAAACAUAAAAUGAUGAUAAAACAAUCAAGGUUCAGAAUUAAUUUUGUCUAGUUUUUUUUUUUUAAUUUCUAUUUUUGUCAUAUAAACUUAUGUUUCUAAAUUACUAUUGUAAUUUUUGUCUUCUGUAUUAAGGUAAUGUUACGGUUUAUUCUAGAUAUGUUUAUAACAUGGGGGUGGGGGGAGUAAUGGGUUCCCUGCACCAGUAAAGAUGCCCCCAUAUGGCCAUGGUACUUAAAAGACAUACCAACCAAAACCAACAUACCUCCAUAAAAUACCACUGGCUUAAAGUGUUCUCAAAACUUAGUUCAUGACAGUUAUUAAAACACCUUAACACCUUAAGAAAUGAUUUAAGUUAACGCAGGCCUGUUGUGAAAUGAAUAAUAAAAUUGCUUUUUUGCUAAUUCACAAAGUUAUUUAUUUAGUCUCCGAUGUUUUUGAACAAGAAAUGGACCUUUUAUAUGAUUUGUUUGCACUAUUUUAAUUUCAGUUCUUUUUGUUCAAUACAAAUACCUCUUAAAAACUGUCUGUUGAAUAGAAAUAUUGCAUUUUUUUACUGGAUUUAUUUUUGGUUGUGAGCAGAUAUUUGGUCAGAAAACAGCUUUGGUAAAAGAAAUUAAGGGAAUUCUAUGUGUGAUAAUAGUGGGAAUGGUUGUUAUGUAACCAUCUUGAGAGAAGUUUUUUUUUUAACAGUUAGAUUAAGUUCAUAAUUAAUUUUGUGUCAAUUUUCUAUUUAGUAUUCAGUGUUAGGAAACAAAAGGUGCUACAUGUUUCAGAGAUUUUUUGAAAUCUGUUCCAAUACAAUCUUAUUUUGAAGUAGAGAUUAUGAUUACCAAGGGAGGUUUUCCAUACAAUGUAAUGUGCUUUAUUACUGCUGUGUUGAAUAUUAAAAGUUUCCAAAUUUA